Molecule: messenger RNA, 570 nt
Organism: Perkinsus marinus ATCC 50983
Lineage: Eukaryota; Perkinsozoa; Perkinsida; Perkinsidae
Exons: 4
Coding region: 1-570 (189 amino acids)
Source: RefSeq, a predicted model, not a curated record
AUGGCUGGUGGCCUCAAGAAGCACCCAUGGCUGGGUACUCUCCUCAACAGCCUCCUCCAUGGGGAGGUACACAGGGAUAUCCUCAACAUGCUCCAUGUUCGUCACUCUGCUUCUCCAGAUCCCAUGUCCCAGGGGUUGCCGGUGCCUCCCCCCUUCCCUACACCACCACCGGGCUUCAACAGGCAUUACCAAACCAGUGCCCAGCAGCUCCCAGAAGAGACCGAGUUGCAACGUCGAAAGCGGCAAGCCCUCGAAAGGAUGUCGGCGCCGCCUCCUCCUGUUGCUGCUGCUGAGAGUGUGCAACGACGCUCAGGUCCUGACUCUGGGUAUGGUCCUGCCCCCGAUCCCAACGAUAAAGAAGCCUUCGAGGCUUAUCGCCGUGCUUGUUGGUUGAAGUACUACCAGCACAUGGCGGCACUCCAGACUCCUGAAGAGUCAGAUGACCAUCAUCAUCAACAGCAACAACAACAACAACAACAACAACAACAGAAGCAGUCCUCGACGGUUACUCCAAUGGAUGAUGAUGACGAUGAAGACGAUGAUAUCAACAAGGAGCUGCUCGGUCUCUAG